AUGACAGACGACGGUAGGCGGGAGCGGAGUCCAGUCUCGCUCAAUAUCUACGUAGCGCUCAGCAUUGGGUCCACGUAUGCGGGCGAUCUCGAGCGAGGCCUGGAGUUCUGGAUGAUCGCCAGGGAGCAUCUGGGCUACGUGUUCGAUGCCUCGAGCUACGAUGUGGCGUGCACCCUCCGACUGAUGGCCCGCGCUGCUCACGUCUUUUCAAAGACGGAGAAGGAGGGACGCGAGAAGGCGGCGUACUACUUCGAGCUGGCCAAGCAGAUAUUCACCGCCGUCGGGUCGGUGCACGACGAGAACUACAUCAUGGCCGACAAGUGCAAUGCCCUCUAUCACACCCAACCGCCCAACCCCGACGAAGCACUCAACCGCAUGCCGGCGUGGCGCCGCACGUGGCGUCUGACGGAGUACCAGUUCCUGCAGUGCAAGUACGGUCGGGUGGCCGAAGGGCUGCGCGACCACCUGUGGCACGUCUUCGCUCAUCUUCGCACCGCCCUUGACAUGCUCGCUGCCUCCGAGCCAUUGGCGAUGUCGAAGCUGGAGGAGGUGAUGACGCGCUUCACGCAGGAGCUCGAGGGCGAGCAUUUCACCGCCAAUAGACACGUGGUGGCCUACCAGCGCACGUUCAUUCUCUUCAUGAAGGCCUGCUGCGCCCAUCGGCUCGGCUGGAUCACCCAAGCCCUGCAACACACUCACGCCUUCUUCACUCACCUCACCACCUUCAACCCCGGUGCGCUGGCGGUGAUGUUGUCGGAGAUGUGGUGGCUCGCGCCGAUCGCGAGCGAGGUGGCGGGCCUGCUGCGUCUGUGCCUCCACCAGCGGCGGCAGGACCAGCUCUCGCUCUUCUUCCAGCUCCUGGCGCCCCUCCGCGGAACGAUCGUGUGGGCCGACCGCAUCGGGCGCCUGGCCGAGGACCUGCUCGCCCGGGCCGCGCUCGACCUGCCCGCCUCCCACUUCUUCCCCUACUCCUCCUUCGCCACGCCGGCCUCCGCCUUCGUCCCUCCGCCAUCGUUGUCAUCGUUGUCGUCGACACCACCGCGACCCAGCGAACGACGCAAGCGAGCACGCGACGACGGCCAAUCUGCGACCCUGCUCGACCUCAUGUAG
Molecule: messenger RNA, 1110 nt
Organism: Acanthamoeba castellanii str. Neff
Lineage: Eukaryota; Discosea; Longamoebia; Acanthamoebidae
Exons: 7
Coding region: 1-1110 (369 amino acids)
Source: RefSeq, a predicted model, not a curated record